Aureobasidium pullulans EXF-150 is the source of this 1383-nucleotide messenger RNA. RefSeq lists its product as uncharacterized. NCBI's taxonomy places the organism in Eukaryota, Fungi, Ascomycota, Dothideomycetes, Dothideales, Saccotheciaceae. Gene Ontology annotation, biological process: D-serine catabolic process. The transcript has 3 exons. Bases 1 to 1383 code for a protein of 460 amino acids. The record is from RefSeq and is a predicted model, not a curated record. Gene Ontology annotation, molecular function: D-serine ammonia-lyase activity.
AUGUCAUCCUUCUCAGCACCUUCGUUCUAUCCAUCACCGUCAAAAGCCGCAUUGCAAUUGCAAUAUGUGGGCAAAAACGUCAAAGAUAUACCUGCGCCUGCAGCUGUUCUCGAUUUGGCUCCGAUCAGAAGGAACUGCAAGGCAAUGCUCGAAGCAACCAAGGCUCUUGGACUUGGCUUCCGUGCCCAUGUCAAGACACACAAAACUACCGAACUCACCCAGUACCAAAUGGGUCACCAGUCAAAAGAUAUCAGGCUGAUCGCCUCGACGGUAUCGGAGAUCGAGAACCUCGUUCCUUAUUUGCUUGAAAGCAGAUCGCGUGGUGCUUCUAUUCUCUACGGCUUGCCUGUUGCCGUUUCUCAUAUACCUCGUCUCGCAGCCAUUGCAAAGGUUCUUGGUGAGAGAGCUGUUGGGCUCUUUGUCGACCAUCCUGAGCAAAUAAAACAUCUUGCGAAGCUGGACGAGUCUGUGUGGCCUGGCACUAUUCCCUUGUUCAUCAAGAUCGCCGCUCCCAUCUCGCGAGCUGGAUUGCUUCCCAGAUCUGAGAGCAUCAGUCCUUUGGUACAAGCUAUUGUCUCGGCUCCGAAAGUCCGUUUGGUCGGUGCCUAUGCUCAUAUGGGCGAAAGCUAUGGUUCCAACAGUCCAGAAGAGGCUCUAGAAUUUCUCAUGCAUGAGCUCAAGGAUGCAAAGGCCGGUGCGGACCAGAUUGCGAAAUCUCUACCGGACGGAUCAUCCAGCAAGCUUACGAUAUCGCUCGGUGCGACACCAACAGCUACGGCUGUUCAAAACGCUCUUGUUGAAAACGAAUGGAACGACAAGUUCCGAACCUAUGUUCAAGAAGUAAAGAAGAACUAUGAUGUUGAGAUACACGCAGGUGUAUACCCUGUACUGGACAUGCAGCAGCUUGCGACACGCGCUCGUCCGACCACUGCUGAUGGCAAGCCGUUGCUUUCAACGGAAAACAUCGCUUUGCGUAUCAUGGUCGAAGUCGCAAGCACGUACGACGAACGAGAAAAGCCCGAAGCUCUGGUAGCGGCCGGCUCUAUCGUACUCGCACGAGAGCCUUGCAAGAGCUAUCCAGGUUGGGGAGUAGUAACACCUUGGACGGGUGGAUCGGCUCCUGCUGAUGCUUCCACUGUUUAUGAUCCUGCGGGUUCAAAGACUGGUUGGAUAGUUGGGCGUAUCUCUCAGGAGCAUGGCAACCUCACAUGGGAAGGAUCAACAGAUGAUAUGCGUAAACUUGAUAUCGGAGAGAAGGUGAUGAUAUGGCCCAACCACGCUUGUAUGGCAGGGCCCAAUUUCGGUUACUAUGUUGUGGUUGAUGGUGAAAGCUCUGAACCGGACAAGGUCCAAGAUGUCUGGACCAGAUGGCGUGGCUGGUAG